UUUCUUUCUUUUUUUUUUUUUUUGAGAUGGAGUUUCGCUCUUGUUGCCCGGGCUGGAGUGCAAUGGUGCGAUCUUGGCUCACUGCAACCUCCACCUCCUGGGUUCAAGCGAUUCUCCUGCCCCAGCCUCCUGAGUAGCUGGGAUUACAGGCAUGCGCCACCAUGCCUGGCUAGUUUUGUAUUUUUAGUAGAGACAGGGUUUCUUCAUGUUGGUCAGGCUGCUCUCGAACUCCCCACCUCAGGUGAUCCGCCUGCCUUGGUCUCCCAAAGUGCUGGGAUUACAGGUGUGAGCCACCAUGCCUGACCCUUAACUUCCAGUUUUCAAUUUGAUGUUGGGAGGUGUGGUUAGGUAAAUUUAUUGUAAAGCAUAUAUUUAUGAAAUGUUUAAUAAUAAUAAUAGUGAACAUAACAUUUAAUCAGCCUUAACCCAGUUGCCUGGAGUGUUUUCUUUUUAUCAGUUCCAUCGUUAUCAGUCUGGAAUUAAAAGACUGAAGGAACUUUUAAUUCUUUUUAAUUCUUUUUUUUUGAGACAGAGUCUCACUUUGUGCCCUAGGCUGAAGUGCAGUGGCUGUAUCUUGGCUCACUGCAAUCGUCACCUCCUGGUUUCAAGUGAUUCUCGUGCUUCAACCUCCAGAGUAGCCAGGACUACAGGCACAUCACCAUGCUCAGCUUAUUUUUAUAGUUUUAGUAGAGACAGGGUUUCUCCAUAUUGGCCAGGCUGGUCUGCAACUCCUGGCCUCAAGUGAUCUGCCUGCCUCGGCCUCUCAAAAGUGCUGGGAUUACAGGCCUGAGCCACUGUGCCUGGCCUGAUUAAUUCUUAAUUCAUAUAAUGUUAGGUGUGAAUUAAAUAGUACUUUUGAAGUAAGAUGUUUAUAUUCUAAGACUUUGAGUUUUGUUCUACAUUAUUUUGUCAACUGAGAUUUGGUAACUAGUUUGUGAAAAUAAUUGUCAGAAAAACAGUGUAAUAUUGCAGUUGCAGACUUAGGAUUUUAGAUCUCUGAAGACUCAGAAACUGAAGCCCAUGAGGUAAAAUUAAUUAGAGAUACAGCUGGCUAGUUGGUGACAGAGCCAGGAUUGUAACGAGCCUCCUCUUUAAGUCCAGCAUCCCGUUGCCCUGUAAUUGCAGAGUUUACUGUGGUCGCUAUUAAGGCGUACCCUCCACUGUAGUGUAUCAAAAGAAGUUGGUGAAAGCAUUAAUUUUAUGUAUGUUAGAUAAUUUAAAUAAGUGUUUUAACUUUUUGAGGUAGAUUUUUAAAGCAGUUAUUAGACUGUGCUUUUUAAAAGAUUGAAAUAUAUUUACUCCAGGAAAAUUAAGUGUUUUGUCAUUUUAGAUAAUCCAUUAACCUUAAUCCAAAUAGGGAGGUGCUAACUGGUGUUCUGGUUAACACCCUCCGGUUUGUAUCAUGUAAUCAGACUGCAGCUUACAGUUCAUCUUUGAGAAAUAGUCUAAGAGAAAUUCAUGUAAAUUAAAUGGUUUUCUUCCUAAAGCAUUCAGGGAGAGUUGUUCAUUUUAACGUCCACGCUGUUAACACAGGAGUCUGUGUGCAGGCUCGGAUCCAACUUCAACACCUGUGUUCAUACCCGUCACCUUUGUGUAGAGGAACUCACACUAGAGAUAAUGUGACUUGCUGUGAGCUUUCCUGGCCUUUGGUUUACUGUCCUCAGGCAACUGUGGUGUGUGUCAGGAUCUUUCACACAGCUAUCUUACACUCUAAGAAACUACUGCAAAUUGCAACAACUCCCACCCUCAACAAUGUAUUGGAAUUGUAAUUCAGAGGAUUGAAAGGCCCCCCCCCCCCCCCGCUUUUUCCCCAUUUAUUCUUCAGAACGCUUGUUUUACUGUUUGGGAAACUGAGUCUUGGUGACAGUUGGCUUUACAUCAUCCAAUACAGGAACAACAGAAAAUGGGAACUUUCUAGCUUCUUGCUUAUAAGCCUUUUGCGUGGCAGGCGAGAAUUCUACCACUGAACCACCCAUGCACCGAUGCUUAUAAGCCUUUUGCAAGUAAUACCCAACUCUUAGAAAGGGUCAGCGUUCUGUGCAGCACCUUGGAUCCAAAUAACAUGAUGUAUUUGGAGGCUUAAGUCACACAUCAUAGUUCAGCAUCAGAGAUACAGGCCCUGUACUUAAUAGUUUAAUAACUGAAAUAUUUAAAUAUUUAAUAGUUUAAUAAUUACUGUUAAACAGAAAGUAUUAAUAGUAAUUUUCACUGUGGUUUUUUUUUUUUUUGAGACAGAGUCUCACUCAGUUGCCCAGGCUGGAGUGCAGUGGCUUGAUCUCCGCUCACUGCAAGCUGCGCCUCCCGGGUUCACGCCAUUCUCCUGCCUCAGCCUCCCUAGUAGCUGGGACUACAGGCGCCCAUCACCACGCCCAGCUAAUUUUUUUGUAUUUUUUUUUUAUUAGAGAUGGGGUUUCACCGUGUUGGCCAGGAUGGUUGCGAUCUCCUGACCUCGUAAUCCACCCACCUCGGCCUCCCAAAGUGCUGGGAUUACAGGCAUGAGCCACCGCGCCUGGCCCAUUGUGGUUAUCUUUGAAGCCAGAGAUAUCUUACACUACAAGAUUGAGAAAAGUUAUCUACAUUUCCGAACAGUAAUUCAGAAUCAUUGGAAGUGAUGGGAAUUUUCAAUGGCUGAUUCUUAUAGUUUGCCCGAAACUGUUUUUUUUUUUUUUUUUUUUUGAGACAGGGUCUCACUCUGUUGCCAGGCUGGAGUGCAGUGGCGUGAUCUUGGCUUAUAGUGGUCUUGACCUCCCAGUCUCAAGCAGUCCUCCCUCCUCAGCCUCCCAAGUAGCUGGGACUACAGGCACGUGCCACCACACCUGGCUAAUUUUUGUAUUUUUUUGUAGAGAUGGGUUUUCGUCUUGUUGCACAGGGUGGUCUCAAACUCCUGGGCUCAAGCAAUCCUCCUGCCUUGGCCUUCAAAAGCACUGGGAUUACAGGCAUGUGCCGUCAUCCCCGGCCUGUCUGAAACUUUUUUUGUGAUGUUAGUGUUGACCUAAAAUGAAGAAGCUGAGUAAAGAGUUUAUUUGGGCCAAGCAUGAUGAUUGCAACCCAGGAGCAUAGACCAAGUUGCUCAGCGGCAGUUACAAGUGGAUUUUUAUGAUGGAAUGAUGUAUGACGGUGCUGGGAAGGCUCAUUCUCAGCCCUCAGUCAAGUCACUGAUUUAUGGAACUGUCAUUGCUUGUUAAAUCUUCUGUAGUCUUUGAAUUUCAUGCUUUUGGUUUUCUUAGAGGUAAAACAAUAAAAUACAUAGUAAAAAUGCUAUUACAUUGGGGAUUCAGUCCAAAUUGUAGGAAAACAAUAAAAACUCAAAAACAGUGGUUAAGGCUGGAGUCUAAUAACAUGGAUACUAUAGUUUUCUUAAGCAUAAUUUUUUCUCUCUCCAGUCCCCAUUUUUACCAAAGAUAUAAAUCUUAGGAGGACCAGCUUACUUGCAAAAUAAGUUUUAGUAUUAUAUUUGGGCUGAUUAUUUGCAUAAAAUACAACAAGAAUAAUGAUUGGCCAUAUAGUUUCUUUAAGUUGUCUUUGUUGGAACUUUCAUAAGGAAUUUUGGAUUCAACUAUAAAGCCUCAAGGCUAGGAAGCCAAGCCAAGGACUAUGCUGGUAAUACUUACAUGAAUUGGGUGAAUUCCUCUCUUCUUGAGGUCGCAAAAUAUCUUGAGGUUCCUGGGCAUGUCAGAAAGUAAGAUUCUUUUACUUGCUGCACAUCAGGAACCUUGUAAAGGAGCCAUGUAAACAAGGUACCAGGCUAGUCUUUCCAACAGGCUUUUUAUUGGCUCUACAUAAUCAACCUCAGUUCUUUAAACCAGUCUGGUCAUAUCUUCAUAUACGCCAUUCCAGUCAAGAGCGUCGAUAGAAUAACCAGUGUCUUAAUUGUGUCCUGUUACAAUAAACCGGUUUUUAUUGAACUUAAAACGCAUAUAGUUAGACUGUCAUAAAAUAAGAAUACUCAUGAAUAGUUUAUACAUUUUGGAGAAAUAAGGUAGAGAGUAAGGUCAAUGUUUCAGUCUUGCUCAUAAAGUUAUGUUUUACCCAUUUGCUACAAGCUAUAAAAAGCUUGAAAGAAAAAAGCUUCCUCGACUUCGGAAAACAAAACAUGAAAAGAAUCAGCAAUGUUUCAAACAAAAAGUCGUAAAAAUCAUUUCAGUCAUCUGUAAUUUCAGUCCCAUGUAAUUAAGUUUUAUUCUGCUUGAUAUACAGAGUUAGCAAUCUUCAUGAACACAACAGUUUAUUAGAGUUCUGAAAGUUUUUACUCACUCCAAUGAUAAUGAUCUUCAAAAUUAUCAGAAACUUGUAUUCAAGAGUACUUACCACCUGGUGCAGUGGCUCAUGGCUAUAAUCUCAGCACUUUAGGAGGCCAAGAAGGGAGGAUCGCUUGAGGCCAUGAGUUCAAGACCAGCCUGGGCAACAUAGCAAGACCCCCAUCUCGAAAAAAAAUUGAAAAAUUAGCCAGGUGUGGUGGUGUGUGCUUAUAGUUGUAGCUACUCGGGAGGCUGAGGUGGGAGGAUCACUUAAGUCCAGGAGUUUGAGGUUGUAGUGAGUUAGAAGGUGCCGCUACACUCUAAUCUGCACAACAGAGCGAGACCUUGUCUCUUUAUUUAUUUUUUUUGAGACGGAGUUUCACUCUUGUUGCCCAGGCUGGAGUGCAAUGGCGUGAUCUCGGCUCACUGCAACCUCCACCUCACAGAUUCAAGUGAUUCUCCUGCCGCGGCCUCCCAAGUAUCUGGGAUUACAGGCAUGCACCACCACGCCUGGCUAGUUUUGUAUUUUUAGUAGAGAUGGGGUUUCUCCGUGUUGGUCAGGCUGGUCUUGAACUCCUGACCUCAGGUGAUCUGCCUGCCUUGGCCUCCCAAAGUGAUGGGAUUACAGGCGUGAGCCAUCGCGCCCGGCCGAGACCUUGUCUCUUAAAAAAAAAAUUAUUUUCCAUGAAUUCCCUUGAAGAAAAAGCAAAUUUUUGACUGUAGCCAAGUGUAAACUACUUUCUGAGAAGAGUCAAAGUAGAACAAUAAUUGUCUGUGGAUGCCAAAAGACUUAGAGUAGCUACUGUUAAAGACACAAUUUACAAGGAAAUUUGGUUAUUUUUGUGGCAUACAACAAUUUAACAUAAUAACCAUAAUUUGUCUGACAUAUCAAGACAUAUCAGGAUUUCAGAAAUCUCAUAUAAUUUUGGAACACACAUUAAUAACAUGCACACAAAUAUGACCCAAAGUUAAACACCAUUUCUUAUUUGACGAAGCUUCACAUACAGUUUUAACAUACCAAUUAAGCCUAAUAGGUCUCUCUCGGACUUCCAGGGGGUUCCUUUUGGAAAAGACUUAAUUUUAGAAUUUGAAAGUUGAUUUUGGGAAAUGUGUCAAAUAUUAAAGGAUGUUGUUCAAAACAGUCACAGGUUGCUGUAAAAUAAUAGUCAUUUAGCCAGAUAAUUGAAAUAUUUCAAAAGGCAAAAACCUUUUUUUUUUUUUUUUUUUGAGGCGGAGUCUCGCUCUGUCGCCCAGGCUGGAAUGCAGUGGCGCCAUCUGGGCUCGCUGCAACCUCUGCCUCCUGGGUUCAUGCCAUUCUUCUGCCUCAGACUCCUGAGUUGCCAUUCUCCUGCCUCAGCCUCCUGAGUAGCUGGGACUACAGGCGCCCACCACCACAUCCGGCUAAUUUUUUGUAUUUUUAGUAAAGAUGGGGUUUCACCCUGUUAGCCAGGAUGGUCUCGUGAUCCACCCACCUCGGCCUCCCAAAGUGUUGGGAUUACAGGUGUGAGCCACCACACCCGGCCAAAAAAACAAAAACCUUUACUCUUUUUUGAUACUCAGUUUUCUAAACAAUCAAAAGACCUAAAAAGACAGCAUGAGACCAACAGAAUUUUUUUUUUUGCAGCUUAUUCAAAAGGUGAACAAAAGUCUUUUGUUAUCCUCAUUAAUAUUAUAUGAACAUCUUGUUCAAAAGAAAAAAAUAAAUUUUACCUUUGCAUCAGUAUAUUGUCAGUGCUAGAGCCUUUUUUUUUUUUCCCCCUGGAAACAGGGUCUGCUCUGUUGCCUGGGGUGGAGUGUAGUGGUGUGAUCAUAGCUCGCUGCAGCCUCAAACUCCUGGGCUCCAGUGAUCCUUCCACCUCAGCAUCCUGAGUAUAAAGCUAUUUUAAUAAAACUGUCCAUCAAAUCUCAAUCAGCUUGGACCAUGCAAGAUAAAAUUUCCAUAAACUUUUUACAACCACUUAAAAUUUUUUAUUAAAGAGCAGACCAGUGCUCCAAGAAAAGUCUGCUUUUCUGACACAGGGGCCCAGACUCUGGCCCUGCAUUAGUGUACGUUGAAUAUUAAUGUUCAAUUUUAGCAAAACUAAAUAAUUCUCUUCUAAUUUAGCAAGCUUGAUUAGACACAAUAUUUUUUUCACAAGAUUAAUCUUCCACAAAUGGUCUACAACUUGCUGAAGCCUUUGAUUUUGACCUAUACCUCUUUUUUUUUUUUUUUUUUUUGCAUGGGGUGGGCGGUGGGGGCGGGCAGGGCACUGAGUCUACCUCUGUAGCCCAGGCUGGAGUGCAGUGGUGUGAUCUCGGCUCACUGCAGCGUCCGCCUCCCGGGUCUCGGUUCAAGCAAUUCUCUUGUCUCAGCCUCUCGAGUGGCUGGGAUUACAGGCACGCGCCACCAUGCCCAGCUAAUUUUUGUAUUUUUAGUAGAGAUGGAGUCUCACCAUGUUGGUCAGGUUGGUCUUGAACUCCUGACCUCGUGAUCCACCCACCUUGGCCUCCCAAAGUGCUGGGAUUACAGGCGCGAGCCACCAUGCCUGACUCGACUUUUUUUUUUUUUGGCUGAGUCUUCCUCUGUAGCCCAGGCUGGAGUGCAGUGGCGCAAUCUUGGCUCACUGCAACCUACCUUUCUUUUUUAUAUUGGCAUUUUACCUUAAGAGAAAAACUUACUUUCCUUUCCCCCUUAUCAUUUUGACCAUACAAAGAUCUUUGUGUACAAGGGAAAAACAAUUACUUUCUCUUUUCAACUUUCCUUACAUCUUUUAAAAUAUACUCUGUAUAUAAAGUUGUUUCUUAUACCUAAUAGUUUUAAUUAUGUAUAUUAACUACAAUUUUAACUCUUAGUAACUCGAAUUUCCAGUGAAAAACCCAGGAAGUAAUUUUGAACUGUUUUAUACCACAUGAAAACAAUUUCUUAAUAUUUCUUCAAUUUUUGUUUAUAACCUAAAUAUAUUUUGCUUAUAACCUAAAUAUAUUUAACUUUUCUGUACCCUAUAAAUGACAUAGAUAUUUUAUGAUUAUCUGUUAAUUAACAUAACAUGGCUUUAAGAUUAAAUUUUUGAAAAGGGUUUGUGAAACUAUGAAAAGUUUGUUUAUAAAUAUCUCAUUUACAUUCAUCUAAUUUACUCUUUGUUAUUUUUAUUUUUUUUUGAGACGCAGCCUUACUGUGUCACCCAGGCUGGAGUGCAGUGGCUUAAUCUCAGCUCACUGCAACGUCAGCCUCCUGGGUUUAGGUGAUACACCCACCUCAGCGUCCCAAGUAGCUGGGACUACAGGCGUGCGCUGCUAUGCCCAGCUAAUUUUUGUAUUUUUAGUAGAGAGGGGGUUUCACUGUAUUGGCCUGGCUGGUCUGGAACUCCUAGUGAUGGGAUUACAGGUGUGAGCCACUGCACCCGGCCCUAAUUUAUUCAUUCUUAACAGUUAUUAUGCUUGAAUAGUUCAUUAAACAAAGCUAUCCAUCAUCUCAAUUUAUUUCUUUGUUAAUCAUUUCUACAGCCUGUGAAACCCUAGAGUUAAAUGAAUGAGUAUUUGCUGAUGAGAAGACACAGCUCCUUUCAUUAAACCAACAAACUAAUCUUUAUUUACCAAAGAUCUACCCAAGUCAUGAACUAAAAGACAUUUGAGUUUCUAUUUGUCUGAUGAAAUAUUUGAUUUAAGCACUUGUGUUUUCUUUAAGCUGGUUAAUUAGAGGUCUUUCAUAUAUUUUGGUAGUGAAAUAUCACAUAUAUAUGAUACAUAAAAGUAAAGACAUGCAGCUGCACUAACAGAAGCAGAUCUUAUAGUUUUAUAAGAUUUUUCAUUUGCUAGUGAAAAUAAUCCCUCCCCUCUUUUAGACUAUCAGUCUCUUAAUUAUCUGUUCCAUUCCCCUAAACAAUUCAGAUUGCUAGGCAACCCUAAAUUUUCACUUCCAAAGACAUGACUCUCAGGUGAAAACUUACAUCCCAAAGGCAGAGAACUUAGAUCUAAGCGCUAUUAUUUGUUGAAUGAAAAAGGGAUAGUCAGGAAUUGCCAGGAAAAGCAUCAAGCAAAGGUAAGGUUUGCUCUGUAAACUUUAAGCCAAUGUUUUUUUCAUUGUAAAAGUUUAUAGUGGCUUGAGUGCCGGAAGGGAGAUGCCCUUACAGAUGUCAGUUUCUUUUAUAAAGAGGUUCAGGAUAGCUAGCUAAAUGUCAGAAAGUCUUAUUUUGUGUUUUUGUUUUUGAUGGGGUCUCACUGUCAUUCAGGUUGGAGUGCAGUGACCUCUGCAACCUCUGCCUCCCAGGCUCAAGUGAUCCCUCCAUGUUAGCCUCCCGAGUAGCUGGGACCACAGGCGCGCGCCACCGUGUCCUGCUAAUUUUUUUUUUUUUUGAAUUUUUUUUUUUUUUUUUUUUGUCAAGACGAGGUUUCUCCAUGUUGCCCAGGCUGGUUUUGACCUCUUGAGCCCAAGGGAUCUGUCCGCCUCAGCCUCCCAAAGUGCUGAGAUUACAGGUGUGAGCCAAUGCGCUCGGACAUAGAAAGUCAUAUAUUGGAGAGCAGUUUGGUUAGAUAGGUGGUCUUCCAACGUAGAUGUUUCUUGGUUAGAUUACUGACUUUAAUGAGUGGAAAAAGAAAACAUUUGCAGUUUCUAGGGCCUAAUACUUAAAUUUGAAAAGCAGGCACAGAUGAAAAGCAGAGGAUCUAGAUCAAGCCUGUCCUACCCUCGGCCUGGGAUGGCUUUGAAUGCGGCCCAACACAAAUUUGUAAAUGUUCUUAAAACAGUAUGAAGAUUUUUUUUUUUUUGCGAUUUUUUUUUUCUUUUCUUUUCUCUCUCUCUCUUUUUUUUAAGCAUCUCAUCAGCUGUCAUUAGUGUUAGUGUAUUUUAUGUGUGGCCCAAGAUCAGUGUGGCCCCGGGAAGCCAAAGAUUGGAUACCCUUGAUCUAGAUCUUUAAAAAUCAAGGAUUCUACUUUUAUUAAUAGACUGAAUCUUGGGUCCCCCCAAAGGAGGGAAACGCCAUAACACCUGUCACGCAGAGCUUCCACAGUGCUUCUCACUGCAAGGACAUUCGCUCAAGGUUGGUGAGUGGCCCAGUCAGCCCACUGUGAGCAGCCCAUCCCAUAUGGGAAUCUUAUCACUUGGUGGUGAGCACUCUCAUAACCUCCAGGUGUUCAAACUGCAUCUGUCUAAAUGUGUAAAGAAACAGUAGCCAUCCUGCAGUAACAACUCUUUAGUCAGCCACUUCCCAAACUGCAGCUUUCACCAGUGACCUGUCCGCCAUCGCACACACAGAAGUCAGGCUCUCUCUCACAGUGUAAAGUAAUCCCUAAAGCCCCUGAAAACCACGAAAUUGGACAGCACAAUGCAAAAGGGAGCAGAGCUUUAGACCUGAGAGGAAACUACUCACAACUCUUCAGACUCCGUAAUGAAAACAGAAGACCCUUCCAGAAGUGGCAUCCUGAGGUUAGCAUUACACUUCUCCCAGUGGAGCCCAUGACUUCUGAUCAGGACGCUAAGGUUGUGGCUGAACCGCAGACGCAGAGAGUCCAGGAGGGCAAGGACAGCGCUCAUCUGAUGAAUGGUCCUAUAUCUCAGACCACUUCUCAGACAAGUUCCAUCCCACCUUUGAGUCAGGUACCAGCAACUAAGGUUUCAGAGCUGAACCCUAAUGCAGAAGUGUGGGGGGCUCCUGUGUUACAUCUGGAAGCAAGCAGUGCUGCUGACGGUGUGAGUGCUGCGUGGGAGGAGGUGGCUGGCCACCACGCAGACCGUGGCCCGCAGAGAUCAGAUGCCAAUGGUGAUGGUGACCAGGGCCAUGAGAAUGCCGCAUUGCCAGACCUGCAGGAGUCGGACCCAGCAGACAUGAACACUCUCGCUCUGGGUCCCUCAGAAUACGACUCUCUGCCUGAAAAUAGCGAGACAGGAGGAAAUGAGUCUCAACCAGAAAGCCAGGAAGACCCCCGAGAAGUACUUAAAAAAACAUUGGAAUUCUGCUUAUCUAGGGAGAACCUUGCUAGUGACAUGUAUCUUAUAUCACAGAUGGAUAGUGACCAGUAUGUGCCAAUCACAACGGUGGCUAACCUCGACCACAUCAAGAAGCUCAGCACUGAUGUGGACUUGAUUGUGGAAGUGCUAAGAUCUUUACCUUUAGUCCAAGUGGAUGAAAAGGGAGAAAAAGUAAGGCCAAAUCAAAAUCGCUGCAUAGUAAUAUUGCGUGAAAUAUCUGAAUCUACCCCUGUGGAAGAAGUAGAAGCACUAUUUAAAGGAGAUAAUUUACCGAAAUUUAUAAACUGUGAAUUUGCAUAUAAUGAUAAUUGGUUUAUUACAUUUGAAACAGAAGCUGAUGCACAACAGGCUUACAAAUACCUUCGAGAAGAAGUCAAAACUUUUCAAGGAAAACCAAUUAAGGCACGGAUAAAAGCAAAGGCAAUAGCUAUAAACACAUUUUUGCCAAAGAAUGGAUUUAGACCCCUGGACGUGAGCCUGUAUGCCCAGCAGCGCUAUGCGACGUCGUUCUACUUCCCUCCCAUGUACAGCCCCCAGCAGCAGUUCCCCCUGUACAGCCUGAUCACGCCCCAGACGUGGUCAGCAACGCACAGCUAUCUUGACCCACCCUUGGUAACUCCAUUUCCAAAUACUGGAUUUAUAAAUGGGUUUACGUCUCCAACGUUCAAGCCUGCGGCAUCUCCUCUGACUUCUCUCAGACAGUAUCCUCCUCGAAGCAGGAAUCCUAGUAAAUCUCAUCUGCGGCAUGCGAUUCCUAGUGCAGAGAGGGGACCUGGGUUAUUAGAAAGUCCUUCAAUAUUUAACUUCACUGCAGAUCGAUUAAUUAAUGGUGUCCGGAGCCCACAAACAAGGCAAGCAGGUCAAACUAGAACACGGAUUCAAAACCCUUCUUCAGCAUAUGCCAAGAGAGAGGCUGGGCCUGGGCGUGUGGAGCCAGGCAGUCUCGAAUCCUCUCCUGGUUUAGGGAGGGGAAGGAAGAAUUCCUUUGGCUACCGGAAGAAAAGGGAGGAGAAGUUUACAAGCAGCCAGACACAGUCUCCAACGCCACCAAAGCCUCCGUCGCCAAGCUUCGAGCUGGGGCUGUCCAGCUUCCCUCCAUUACCUGGAGCUGCCGGCAAUUUGAAGACAGAGGACUUGUUUGAAAACAGGCUAUCUAGCUUGAUAAUAGGACCAUCCAAAGAAAGGACCCUCAGUGCAGACGCAAGCAUGAACACCCUUCCUGUAGUGGUCUCCAGAGAGCCCUCGGUGCCGGCUUCUUGUGCUGUAUCAGCAACGUACGAGCGAUCCCCCUCCCCAGCUCAUUUACCCGAUGAUCCCAAGGUGGCGGAGAAACAGAGGGAAACCCACAGUGUGGACAGACUUCCUCCCGCCCUCACUGCGACCGCAUGUAAAUCGGUGCAGGUGAACGGAGUCGCCACGGAAUUGCGAAAGCCCAGCUACGCAGAGAUUUGUCAGAGAACGAGUAAAGAGCCUCCUUCUUCCCCACUGCAACCCCAAAAAGAACAAAAGCCAAACACUGUUGGUUGUGGGAAAGAGGAAAAGAAGCUGGCAGAGCCCGCAGAGAGAUACCGGGAGCCCCCAGCCCUCAAGUCCACACCUGGAGCCCCCAGAGACCAGAGGCGGCCGGCGGGGGGCCGGCCCUCGCCCUCGGCCAUGGGGAAGCGUCUCAGCCGAGAGCAGAGCACUCCCCCCAAGUCUCCUCAGUGAAAACCGUAGGUCUGGGAGGGGUCGCAGAGCGCUGUGUUAACCACAAACGAGACACUCUUCCCACUCAGUGCGAGGGCGAGCCGCUGGUUAGGAGCUUGCAGUGUCUGAGGCCUGUGGGAUCCUCAAGUUGGUUUUCUUCUGUGAGUUGGAUUCUCCCCCUCUUGAAAAAAAAUCGAUUUUUCAGGAUUUAAUUAAUACAAACCUUAUUUUAGGUUGGUGCUUAACUGGAGGUGAUGCAUAAGUCUGAUUUUUUUUUCCAAGAUAGAAAAAGCAUUUAUCCUAACAAAUUGGUAUUUUUUAUUAAGCCUCCAUGUGGCUCUGAAUGCAAGCUAUAUAUAGUGAGUUUUUCUAAAUUAAGGGAACUCUGCUUUUUUUUUUUUUUUUUUUUUUUUUUAAAAGUAACUGGUCUGCAAGUGCAUAUCUCUAGAAUGUCCCCGCGGAUGAAUGAGGGCCAAUGGCCUUGGGAGAGGCAGGUGUGGCCUCGUAGAGGCAGUGCUGGCCGCUCCAGGGCAUCAAUGCUGAUGUGGGAGCUGUGCUUCCACCUAAGCCGUUGGUAGGGGACUGUGGCAUUUAAGAAUGUAGAGAGCGUGUCCUUUUUGAUCUCCUGGGCAGAGUGAACCUGCAGGGGCCACCCCAGAAACCUUGGUUCUGAUGCACUGCAAGCAAGUAACCAGCUUCUCACUCCAGUUUCAAGUGGCUAUUAUGUAAUAUAAAUUCAAAGCACAUUGUGAAUAGGACCUAAAUGAAAACAUACACUUUGUUGCCCACUGACAUGUUACCAGAAGUUGUACCAUGAUGUUGUUUUGACCCCUGUGAGCUGACAGCCCCGGCCCUGCUCUGUGCACAUUUCUGUCCGUGUUCCCCAGCACUCUGGUUGGAGAGUGUCCACAUCUUCAGCUCCGUGUGGACAUCUUCCUGUACCUCUGCAUCAGCACAUGGAUUUAAGAGUUAUGUAAUCGUGAGAGAAUGGUGUUUGUGGUUUUUCCCCCUCUUUGGCUGGUGGAGGAUAAAGUUCCUGCUCUUUUACCUCCAAGACGAGGGCCUCAUUGAUUCACUUCCAGAAGUGCUGCACUUCUGAAGAACAAGGAUGCACUAAAGUUAGCAAGUUUAUAAUAAAGUUAAAUAUAAAUUAUUUUGUUUUAAAAUGCCUCAAAUUUUUCUUUAUUCUAAGCAGCAAACAUUAAAAUAAGAAUAUUUCCUGCUAAAUGUAACCAUACACUUUAUUCCACAAAAUGUUAUUUAACAAGACUGAGGGUUUUUUUUAAGAAAAAAUUAUUUCCAUCCAAUAUUUAAAGACUUGAAUUUUAUUUAAACUUGAAAAUGACUUUGCCUUAACUUUUGUAUAAGACAGCUUAGAGUCCAUGGAGCCCGGCCCUGGGUUGGCGUGAGUGGGUCAGAGUUACUCAGUUACUGCGUGGAUCUCCUGUCGCUAGUUUUACUGAGUAAGCAUACUGUAGUACAAGAGCUAGCAGUAGUUUUUGUAAUAUACCUUAAAGAUCUUCAACAGUUGAUCUUUUUUCAGAAUGUUGGAAAAUCCUGUAAAUGCAAAUAGUCAAUACUGUAUUAAAUACGUGCACUUGGAGUGUGCUUCGCUUGUACAGUUGUAAAUAAUCAGAACAUAUGAAAAAGGUACCCUACAGAGAAAAUUCUGAUACAGAUUAUUGAUAUAUUAUAAAUGUUGCUGUUGAGCGGGAUGUAGAUAAACUAAAUGUUGUGGUUUGAAUAUUAUUUUGAUUUGUUGAGAUUUUCUUUUUUUCUUACAUCGGUGUGUUGAACUGAUUCUGCCUCUUUGCUGCAAAAGGGAAUUGGAAAGUCUUAUUAAAAGCCUCCAGAUGUUUUCAUACUCUUUUAAAAUGUAUGUAAAUGCAUACUAAUCAUAUCUAAUGUGAAAGAGUUUUAAAGUAUAUAGAGAGCAAAAACUGGCCGGAUCAUAAGUGAAGGUGACUAGUAAUCUAAUUAAAAUCACCUGCAGCUAAGCAUGAUUGACCUUGCCAGAGGAAAACAUGCCUGACAUAUUUGACCAUUUCCUUUAAAGCAGUUGCCAUUAUUCAAAUACAGAGAAAUAGCCACAGGGCUAGUGUUUUUCAAAUGCAUUUUAAAGAACGUGGGGAUUUUUUUUUUUGUAGUUGUCAGUUCACUGACCAAAAAAAAGUCAGAAAUAAUUGAUCUCUGAAACCCAAACUCUCAAUACUCUGAAAGCUGGGAGGCAACCUCGAGGCCUGGGCCUACGAGGUGCAUCUUCGCUACGGAAGGGCCAGGGCGCCAUCAGCCAUUCCUGAAACACAAGGCCUGCCCAUCCACCAGUGAGUCCUUGGUUUUUAAUAAUGAGAAGUCCUUUCCCCCAAGGUGUGAGCAUUGCAGCGCAGUGUGUGUGUGUGGUUAGAGCCAGCUUAGUCCUUCACUUUGUCGACUGAAGUGUGAGCUCAACAGCUGCAUGAGGAGGGCAGCGCGUGCAUUAGCCAGUCGCCACUGGAGGGCUCUGCUGCCAUCCGGUCAAUACACUGUAGUUACUGCCUAGCCAGCAGCAGUCUUCUGCAUCAAGAGCUGAAACCUUGCUCGGAUGUGAUUUUUAUAGCAUCCUUUUUAAUUAAACAAAGGUGAAAUACAGAUUGCUAUAUAAUGUCUGAAAAAACCUGAUACUACUUCAAGAGUUUCCACUCAGAAGAAAAUGAGAGUUUUCAUAAUGGGAAGCUGUGGCGGUCCAUGCCAACUGUGCUGUGUCACAUACAGCAAUGAGAGUGGCGUUCAUACAUUUUUUUUUAAGUUAACACCCUCCUUUACCCCCAGCAGUAUCUCAGGUUAUAGAAUCAGAGAUGCAGCAGUGACAAAUGGCAUUUUAACUUGUAAAAUCGUGUGAUGAUGCUUAUCAUUUUGAAAUAGAAGAAUAAAAACCUGGUCCCGUUUCACCAGACAUGAAUUUCAAGUGGAGUCUCGUUCUCUGAGAGUGAGUGUCUUGACAUUUUCACCCACUGUCACAUCACCAGCUGUCACUGGCGGGUGGCAGUAAACGUCCUGCGUUGCUGUAUUAGGAUCUCUGCAGUUCAGGCUUAAAAACCAGUUCAGUGUAUCCGGGCAACGGGUAGUGGUGGUGCAUGCCUGUCUGCGUGCCCCGCUGGCGAGCUGUAGUUGCGGCUUGCGUGCCUCGCAGCCCACUACAGGGCUGCAGACAAUCGAGGCGAGGGCACUGGCCGCCUGCAGCUCACAGCGGGGAGGUCAUGUGGUCGCUCCUCGAGGGUUUCGUUUUUGUUCUGCUUCAUUAAGACUGGAAUCAAGCUUACAUGUAAACUAUUGGUAAUUUAAGUUUCCUUUUGUGUCAUUCAGUGUAAAACUGUCUAAUUUGAAAAAAAAAAUGUAGGUUAUGAAAAUAAAGAUUUAGGCACUGUUCAAUUUUUCUUUUGUUUUUUUAAAAUUAAAAUUUCUUCAAUAAUGCA
This is a messenger RNA of Pongo pygmaeus (Bornean orangutan), 15320 nucleotides long. RefSeq names its product La ribonucleoprotein 4B (gene LARP4B). Gene Ontology annotation, biological process: positive regulation of translation. Lineage: Eukaryota; Metazoa; Chordata; Mammalia; Primates; Hominidae. The record is from RefSeq and is a predicted model, not a curated record. The transcript is spliced from 18 exons. Gene Ontology annotation, molecular function: mRNA 3'-UTR binding. The coding region runs from base 9670 to 11889 and encodes 739 amino acids. Gene Ontology annotation, cellular component: cytoplasmic stress granule; cytosol.